UCCCGGGCACAGGGCGCGGCGGAGCUGGUGACCGCCCCAGGCAGGCACUUUUGGCAGGAAGGAAGCCUGGGCCGAUCUACUUCCUGAAUCGUCCACAAACCGCAGAGCCCACGCUGCGCCACGAUGUCCCAGAUCUCGGCCAGGAGCCUGGCGAAAGGAAGCGCGCCCCCGGGGCCUGUCCCGGAGGGUCUCAUCCGCGUCUACAGCAUGAGGUUCUGCCCGUUUGCUAAGAGGACGCUACUAGUCCUGAAGGCCAAGGGAAUCCGGCAUGAAGUCAUCAAUAUCAAUCUGAAAAAUAAGCCUGAGUGGUUCUUUACAAAGAAUCCCUCAGGUCUUGUGCCAGUUCUGGAGAACAGUAAGGGUCAACUGAUCUACGAAUCUGCCAUCACUUGUGAGUACCUGGAUGAAGCAUACCCAGGGAAGAGGCUGUUACCAGAGGACCCCUAUGAGAAAGCUUGCCAGAAGAUGGUCUUUGAGUUAUUUUCUAAGGUGCCACCUUUGAUGACAAGCUUUAUUAGAAGACAAACUAAGGAAGACAGCUCUGGCCUAAAAGAAGAAUUGCGUAAAGAAUUCAGCAAGCUAGAGGAGGUUCUGACUAAUAAGAAGACAAAAUUCUUUGGUGGCAAUUCUCUAUCUAUGAUUGAUUACCUCAUGUGGCCCUGGUUUGAACGACUGGAAGGAAGCGGGUUAAACGAGUGCAUAGAUAGUACUUCAAAACUUAGGCUCUGGAUGGCAGCCAUGAAGGAAGAUCCCACAGCAUCAGCCCUCUUCAUUGAUGUGAAGAGCUAUCAAGGUUUCAUAGAUCUCUACUUACAGAAUAGCACUGAGGCCUGUGACUAUGGACUCUGAAGGAGGCAGGAGUUAGCAAUAAAGCUAUGACUGACAUAUUGCUUCACUAAUAUGA
Messenger RNA from Nycticebus coucang (slow loris), 904 nucleotides. It is a transcript of the gene GSTO1, whose product is annotated as glutathione S-transferase omega 1. The transcript has 6 exons. Gene Ontology annotation, biological process: glutathione metabolic process; L-ascorbic acid metabolic process. Bases 124 to 849 code for a protein of 241 amino acids. Gene Ontology annotation, molecular function: glutathione transferase activity; glutathione dehydrogenase (ascorbate) activity. Gene Ontology annotation, cellular component: cytoplasm. The record is from RefSeq and is a predicted model, not a curated record. NCBI's taxonomy places the organism in Eukaryota, Metazoa, Chordata, Mammalia, Primates, Lorisidae.